Messenger RNA from Pelagomonas calceolata, 2187 nucleotides. Lineage: Eukaryota; Pelagophyceae; Pelagomonadales; Pelagomonadaceae. The record is from the annotation of a GenBank genome assembly.
GCGAGAGCCUAGCUUAAACUUGGGUCUGCGCAGCAGAACUAGGCAUCUGUGUGCAGCCAAACUGUCACACAAAGUUACCUUCAACGACGCGCUAACUCUCUCCGCAAUUGCCGCGAGCUAGAACCACGAAGCGGUCGCGUACAAAGCCUCAAAAGCCGGCCUGUGUUUCUGGACCCAGAUCACGCAAUCGACGCGACACCUCCGUAGAAAACUAGCAAAAAAGUCAUGCCAAGCAGCCGAUUAAAAACAACAGCAGCCGUCUGGGGCGGCGUAGGCCUCGCCGCGAUCACGAUAAGAGCUCUAAAGCGCUGGCGCAACCGCAAACGCGAAGAACGCAUCGCGAAGCAAGGCGGCCGCCUGCCCGACUGCCCCACCGUCGUCCAUGCCUUAGCCAAGCGCGCUACGGAAACACCGGACGCCGUCGCCCUCGUCGCCUGCGACGGCACACAAUACACGUGGGCCCAGUACGACAAUGAGUCCUCCGCCUUCGCCCGGUCAUUGAUAGAGCUCGGCGAGAAGCAGGGCGUCGCCGUGCACGCCUUCAACGAGCCGCGCUGGUUCUUCGCCGCGCUAGGCGCUCUCAAGGCGGGCUGGACCGUGUCCGGGAUAUAUACGACCAAUACGUAUGAGCAAGCGGCGCACAUCAUCAGAACGAGCGGCGUCCGCGUCUUGGUGCUGGAGUCCACGAAGCAAUUAUCAACGACUUAUAAAUCGGUAUUCAACGACUUUCCGGGUCUCAAAGUUGUUUUAUUGGACGCUACUCAGACGUCGAAGGUGCGACCCGCUCUAGCUUAUGAUUCCUUCGUGCGGCGGGGCGGCGCGCGCUUGUCCAUCACGGCAUCGUCGUCAGAUGUCGCCUCGCUCGUCUACACGUCGGGCACGACGGGAAAUCCAAAAGCUGUUGAAUUGACGCACAACAGUGUCAGGGAGGUCUGCGCGAUGAUGCAUGCUCGGAUUCCGCUGGAUGAGCGCACAAGACUCGUGUCGUACCUACCUCUCUCGCAUAUCGCGGCCAUGGGUAUUGAUGUUUAUUCGGCGAUUUACUGCGGCGCCCAAGUGCACUUCGCCGACGCGAUGGCUCUGAAGGGGUCGCUCAAAAAUACGUUACUACAAUGUAGACCUACUUUAUUCUUCGGCGUGCCGCGCGUCUGGGAGAAGAUGGCCGCGGCGAUGCAAUCGAAGGCAAAGGAGGCGUACGCCGCCAGCAAGGCGAAGAAGGCGAUUGGUACAGCGGCGAAGAAAGUGGGCGGCCUCUGGUGGCACGAGCACACUCCUGAAAUUUUCAGAGUUGUGUUAGCGGCGCCGUUCGGGCUCUUCAAAAUUCUCGCGUAUAAAAAAGUGCGAAAGGCGUGCGGCCUCGACAGGUGCACGCUGUUGUACACGGGCGCGGCGCCGUUGUCCGAAGCGACGCAGCGCUAUUUGCGGUCGCUGGACAUGCCGCUCCUGGAGGUCUUCGGCAUGAGCGAGAGCUGUGGUGCUAUUGCCGUCUGCGGACCCUUAGAUGGUGCAAGGCCGGUAGGUGCUUGUGGGAGGCCGCUGCCGCGGGGCGAGGUCGAGAUCGGCGGCGACGGCGAGGUGCUGUGGAGAGGAGGUAACGUCAUGCGCGGCUACCGCGGUUUGCGAAAGGCCACGGACGAGGCCGUCGACCCGAGCAGUCGCCAGCUCCACACGGGGGAUCUGGGCGAGAUCGACGGAGACGGCUACCUGCGGAUCACGGGUCGCAAGAAAGAUUUAAUUAUCACGGCGGGCGGCGAGAACGUCGCUCCCACGCCCAUCGAGAACGUCUUGUGUUCAUUGAUUCCGCGCUGCGGCCACGUCGUGCUGAUAGGCGACCGCAAGAAGUAUCUGGCCGCAUUAGUCGCCCCGUCGGACGACACCACGAAGCCGCCGUCGGCCGACGACAUAUCGGCUGCGUUGGAGACGUACAACAAGUCGCACGCGAAGUCGCGGGCCCAGACGGUCCAGAAGUGCCGCGUGCUCGAUCGGUGCUUCUCGGUGGAUGGUGGUGAACUCACGCCGACCAUGAAGGUGAAAAGGGCGGCCGUCAUCAAGACCUAUUCCGAGGACGUCGACGCGUUGUACGCCACUUCUUCUCUAGUUUCUUACUCAACGGAAAACAUCCUCGACGUGGCCGCCGCGGCGCGCGCGGCGCCCUAGGAGGCGCUAAGACUACAAGUCUGCGAAACU